CGCUGGAAUGUCCAUGAAACGAGCUCAGAGGAAUAUGAGGCAGAAGGUCAGAUGCACCUGUGGAACCCCGAUGAGCCAAGCACCCCCCGGGGAUCCCUGGUUUCUCAGUCGGGGAGGUUAGAGGAGCGACUGCGUGAAGCGUGUCAGGAGUUAGCUAUCGAGUGGGAUGGAUGUGCCUAUCACAGCGACCUGCUGGCUCUCUCUGAACAUCUGGACCUGGAGCUGAAUGGAGACCUCCCGCUCAGUCUCAGCGAUGAUGGAGUGAUGAACGUUCAGGAGUUUGUUUCCAGGAUUCUAAACCACAACAAGCUGCCGACACAGUCUGCCUCCACACCUUACAGGCAGCUUAAACGCCAUCACUCUACUCAGCCUUUUGAUGAAGAAGGUCGCAGGAUCUCUGCUUUACCCAGCACCUUCAGCAUGCGUCUCCUCUCUGUACUCGACGACGGAUCGGGUUUCACUCCAACUGAGUCCAUCCUGGAUGUUUGGAUAGAAGAGGGAGUUGAAAACAGUGCUGAGAUCUUGCAGGCUUUGAAUUUUGACCUGGAUGGAAAACUGAGUCUCAGUGACCUCACCACAGCUCUUGAGAGCGAGCUGCUCAUCACCAAGAAUGGGAUUCACCAAGCAGCACUGGCCAGUUUCAAAGCGGAGAUCAGAUAUCUCCUGAAACUGGAGCAGGAGUACAAGGAAAGGCUCGCAGCGGUGCGUUCAGAGCUGGUGAAGGAGAUGGAGCAGAUCCAGCAGCAGGCAGGUCUGCAGCGUGAGGAGCUGGAGACAGKGCUGAGGAAGAUCAGGGAGGAUGAAGCUUUAGUCAGAGACCACCUCUCCAUCUCAGUCAAGGAGAACAGGCGUCUUGAGGUGGACUUACUGGACUGCACUGAGAAACUAGCCGAAGCACAAAGUCAAAUAAACAAACUGCAGAUAAGUUUAGAGAACGUCAUGAAAGACAAGUUCGGAGACCUGGAUCCUGGUUCUGCAGACUUCCUGCUUCAAGAAGAGCGAGUCAAACAGCUUCGCAGCAGCUAUGAAGCUCAGUGCAGGGAACUGCAGGACCGCAUCGAUGAGCUGCAGGCAGAGCUGCACGGGAUUCACAGUGUUGGAUUGGCUCCUCAGCCCCGUGGCCAACCUUUAUCUGAGGAGCUGGACAGUAAAAGUCCUGGGACUGAGUCAGACCCAGGUAUUGGUUCAGAUGAGGUGCAGCCUUUCAGCAUGAGUCUGGAAGCUGAGAUGAUGCUGGAGCAGCUGAAGGAGCAGCAUCUUCAUGAAAUGGAAGAUUUGCGAAACCAGCUUGAAAGCAAGAUCAAUGAGAUUGAGAAGAUGGUAGAGAAGCAGAGGAUGACUCAUGAUGAGCAGAAAGCUGCCUUGAUGGUCCAGCACCAGCGGGAGGUCCAGGUGUUGACAGAGAGGCUGGCUGAUGUUCAGAGCCAGCUGCAGCAGGCAGAGGUGGAGCAGACCCGAGAAGAGCUGGAGAACCAGCAAGAAGAGGAAUGUGGGAACCUCAGGCAGCAGCUGCUGGAGGCCCACACCCACAUCGUAGACCUGGAGGAGCAGCUGAACACCCUGGAGGAUCAGCAGGCCGAGGCCGACGAACACCUUCUGACCAAGAUGGAGGAGCUGAGGAACCAACACGCCGUGGAGAUUAGAAAACUAAAGCAAGAGCAGGUGGAGCUGACAGAGAAGAAGGAAAACCAACUGCAAGAACUAAAGGCUGAGUUUGAGAAAAUAUUAGCAAGUGACUUGGAAAGAGGGAAGCAAGUCUUGGAAGAAAGUCAUGAAAGUUCACUAAAAGCCCAGCUGGAGGAAGCAAAGCUGAAGUUUGAGGAGGAGAUGGAUGUAAGGCUGAAAAAACUGAGCGAGCAGUGGCAGGAGGAGAAGAAGCAGCUGAGGGAGCAGUGGGAGAACGAGCGAACUCAACUUCAGGAGCAUCACCAGAAGAUCCUGCUGGACAGGAUCGCUCAGGAAASACUGCAGCUCCAGGAGGAGUCCAAACAGAGGGAGAGCAGAUUAAAGGACGAGUCCGAACAGAGGGAAAACAGGUUAAAGGAGGAGUGGGAGAAGGAGCGACUGCAGUAUGAAGUAAUGAUCCAGGACAGGGUGAAUGAAGAAAGGGCUCUUCUGGAGGAGAACCAUGGAGAGGCCCUGAAGGAGCUGAUGGAGAAGCACACUGAGGAGAGGAACACGUUAGGAACCAUGUUGACUGAGCUGCGCCGUGACAUCGGUCAGGAGAGAUCUGCAGCCAGUUGUCUUGCUGAAGAAAACGUCAUUCUUAAGAAAAACAUUGCUGCACUGAAAGAAGGAGACUUAAAGAAGUUCCAGGAUGAGUUAAGACAAACACUGGAGGACUUGAAACAGGAGAAGUUUGUGUCUCAACAAGCAGCAGAUCAUUUUAAGAGACAGAUUUCAGAGCUGAGUCUGCAGAGCCAGGAUCUGGAGGAGGAGAACGGGCUGCUGACAGAGAGAAACACCCAGAAUGCUGCCAACAUGCAGGGUCUGCAGCAGCAGCUGCUGGAGCUGCUGCAGGAGAACGAGAGGAGGGAGAUGUUCCAUGCUGAGGAGAGGAACAGGAUGGCAGCUUGUGUGUCUGCUCUGGAGGCAGAAUUAACCAAAGCUUUGGAGGACGCUGCACAGCUGGAGGAGAGGAACAUCCAGCUGUCACAGCAGCUCUCUGACCUCACAGAGAAGACGUUCUGGCUGGAUUCGAUGGAGAGUCAGCUCAGUCAUGUUGAAGACCAGAGGAAGACUGUGGAGGAGGAGGCUGCCAGCCUGCGCAGCCAGCUGGCCAAAGCUCAAGACAAAGUGAAGAGCGCAGAUGAAAACCUGCAGGUGGUGAACCGACAAACGUGUCUUCUGAAGUCCGACCUUCUCGCUCUGCAGCAGGAGAGGGAUUCUCUGAAGAAGGAGGUGUCAGCGCUGCACAAACAGCUGCACAACUCCAACAAUAAAAGCCAUAUUUUGGAGAUGGCCCUGCACUCGAGCGGUCUGCAGAGUCAGAACAAGAAGAUCUUCAGAGAGGAGCUGUCUCGGGUGGUGGGGCAGGAGCAGCAGCUGCUGAAGCAGGAGAACAGCCGACUGCAGGCCGAGGUGCACAGCAUCAAGAGCAACCUCAUCCAGUCCAGAGAAAAGGAGGAAAGGSAGAGGAAGAUGAAGAACAUGGAGGAGCGGAUGAAGGAAAUCGAACUCUCGCUGAGGAAUGUCAAGAUUCUGCUGAAGGAYAAGGUCGCUCAGCUGAAAGACCAG
Molecule: messenger RNA, 3237 nt
Organism: Austrofundulus limnaeus
Lineage: Eukaryota; Metazoa; Chordata; Actinopteri; Cyprinodontiformes; Rivulidae
Gene: nin
Product: ninein (GSK3B interacting protein)
Biological process (GO): centrosome-templated microtubule nucleation; microtubule anchoring at centrosome; centrosome localization
Cellular component (GO): centrosome; pericentriolar material; centriole
Molecular function (GO): calcium ion binding
Source: RefSeq, a predicted model, not a curated record